AGUUAAUCGGUGAAGUAUUUAUUAUCAUAUUGACAAAUACGCGACACAGUGGCUUAACAUCAUAAUGUGUUUAUUUUAAAAAAUAAAACGCACGUGCGUAACAAUCUUUCAGUGGAAAAGUGUAAUAUAAAGUGUUUUUAAGCAGUAUGUAAUUAUUAAUUUCAUACCUACUACGAGUUUUAAGUGAUUAACAGGUUAACUAAUUUGGUACCUAAUACUAUAAUAUAUGCAGACGGUAUUUGCCGAUAAAAAGAAUGGUGACAUCAGACUAGUUGCCGUAAAACUGGCUCGCAUGUGCUCGUCUCUAAAUAAUUUAAACCUUAGUCUAACGAACAAAUUACACAGUGCAUACGAUCCGGACUGCGUUCAUACCACAUUAAAAACUAAUAAUAAAUUCAUUGCCACGCCUAGGAAGCGCUGACAAACCAAAACUAUGGAGCGAAACCCACACGUGGCACGCAGAGGCCGGCCAUUCAAUAUUUGAUAUAACCGAUCAUUUAGUACCAUCAUCGACUGCACGAAGAGUGGACAGAAUAAGUGUCAGUGGAUAGAAAAAUUCAGUUCAGUGACCUAGACAGUUUUCAUCGCCCUAUAUGUCGGCAGCCUUAAAAGGAAAUGUCUAAAUUAACUGUUACAAACUUCAGCAAGAGAACCGGCAGUCCGUUUCAAAACAAAUCAAAGGAAACUGAAGUGGCCAUUGUACACGAAGAAGUGUUGCAAAAAACUCAUUAUGAAAAACAAAAAGAGAAACAGAGUGAACUUAUACAGAAAGUGAACAAGAAAACUGCUGAAUAUCAAUCAAACAAACCAAGUUCUGGAAUUUUCACUGAAGUUGUGACCCACGGGGCCUUCACAACUAAAUCUAUUAAUAGAGAUAAACCAGUAAAAGUUGAAAAUGCGACGACGUCCCAUAAAAACAACGCAGCAAAUGGGUCAAGCAGUAAAUCACUAAUGGGAUUUCCUUCAUCCGCUAAUGAUUUAGCGCUGGACGCUAAAUCUGAUUUAGAAUCUGACCCAAAUAUAUCUGCCGAAGUUAAGGAGAAGGUGAUUCAGAAACUAUUCGCGUUAGUGUCUAUGGUACAACACAAUUAUGAAUCAAAGGUAAGGGUUAUGACAGAUUUUGAAAAAUUUAAAGACACGCACAUGAAAAAUGAACUAAGACGCGAAAAGGAACACUCAGAACAAUUAUAUAAAUUGAAUAUGAAUUUUCAAAAUGAGGUUGUGCAAUCUAUACAGAGGCUGAAAAGUGAAUUGGACAUAUCGAGGAACGUAUCAAAGAGUAUAAUAGACAGCAAUGCUAGUUUGAGGGGUAGCUCUGUUGAUUUCAAUACAUUUGAAGACGUAGCAGAUGAUUCGAUAGACAAUAGUGAUAAAUUAGACGACGUUUUUGAUUCUCGAAAUGAAACACCAGAUAACAAAACUACAGGAAAUACUAAAAGUGAAUAGUUUAAGGCAUAUUUAAAAUAAAUUAUUGUGAUUUUGG
Messenger RNA from Manduca sexta (tobacco hornworm), 1483 nucleotides. RefSeq lists its product as uncharacterized. Bases 616 to 1446 code for a protein of 276 amino acids. The record is from RefSeq and is a predicted model, not a curated record. The transcript has a single exon. NCBI's taxonomy places the organism in Eukaryota, Metazoa, Arthropoda, Insecta, Lepidoptera, Sphingidae.